AUGAGCAUGCCAGCAUGUGGUGGGGCUUAUGCUCGACUCUGGGGUGACGAGGUGGCCAGGACUCGGAUAGUGGUCCAUCAUCAGCCUCAACCAACUCGCGCGAGCUGGUGGGAUGACAACGACUACAUCUCUGACAUCUCGUCGGGUCACCGAGAUGUCCAUGUUGAGUACUCUCCAAGCCAUCACUCCGAGUACUCUUCCGAACACAGUGACCAUGGUUCGGGUGACAUUGAGGCUAGCUCUGUAGUAGUCUCCGACGACUACUACGAGUCAGACUCAUAUGAGCCUGCCUCACCUGUCUCGUCAAAUGCAUCAGGUGGUUCUGCAUAUUCCAUGUCGGACGACUAUGAUGAUUACGACGAGGACAGUGGGGACUACUACUCCGGGUCUGAGUAG
This is a messenger RNA of Fomitopsis serialis, 396 nucleotides long. RefSeq lists its product as uncharacterized. The record is from RefSeq and is a predicted model, not a curated record. The transcript has a single exon. Bases 1 to 396 code for a protein of 131 amino acids. Lineage: Eukaryota; Fungi; Basidiomycota; Agaricomycetes; Polyporales; Fomitopsidaceae.